CCGGUUCCUCACUGCGGCCUCAACAUGCUCCGGCGAGGGAACAAAAGAGCAUUCAGGCAGUCCAAAGCCGUUCAGUAAUCUGUCUUUACAUCAAAUAUUCUUCUGUACAAAUGUUAAAUCUUGAUCUAAUCCGUACUUAGAGCCCCUCAUGCUCAGGCAGUACUCCUUCACUAACCCAGCCCCGGGCUGCAGCUGCAACACGUGGUGGAGUGUACUCUGCAAAUAUAAACCUCAGCCCCAGUCGGACGCUGCUUUCAAGUCCGGGACCGCGAAAACAGGUGUCAGCAUGUUGGGGCGAGUUCUGUCGUUCGGUCGCUCCCUGGUGCGGAGGAAAGUGGUGGACAUGAGCAGCCUGGAGGACUCCAAGCUCUGCCGCUGUCUGGGAGUCGUGGAUCUGAUCGCCCUGGGAGUCGGCAGCACCCUGGGGGCCGGAGUGUACGUCCUGGCCGGAGAGGUGGCCAAGGGCGACUCGGGCCCCAGCAUCGUCAUCUCCUUCCUCAUCGCUGCCCUAGCCUCUGUCAUGGCCGGCCUGUGUUAUGCCGAGUUUGGCGCCCGCGUCCCCAAGACUGGCUCCGCUUACCUUUAUAGUUACGUGACUGUAGGGGAGAUCUGGGCCUUCAUCACGGGCUGGAACCUAAUCCUCUCAUACGUGAUUGGUACCUCAUCAGUAGCCAGGGCUUGGAGUGGUACAUUUGAUGACCUGAUAGGAGGCCACAUAGAGACAUUCUGUAAAACCUACUUCAGGAUGAACGCUCCUGGUUUGGCUCAGUACCCGGACUUCUUCGCCGUCUGCCUCAUACUGCUGCUCUCUGGACUCCUGUCGUUCGGAGUGAAGGAGUCAGCCUGGGUGAACAAAGUCUUCACAGCGAUCAACGUGCUCGUGCUCAUGUUUGUCAUCAUCUCUGGCUUCGUCAAAGGAGACGCACUCAACUGGAGGAUUUCCGAAGAAUCCCUCAUAAAUGUCACCAUAGUCAAAAGGAACCUGUCUGUGGCAGCCAAUGUGAGCAGUGACUAUGGGGUUGGAGGUUUUAUGCCCUACGGCUUCAGUGGGACACUGGCUGGAGCUGCCACCUGCUUCUACGCUUUUGUGGGAUUUGACUGCAUCGCGACAACGGGUGAGGAGGUGAAAAACCCUCAGAAGGCCAUUCCUAUCGGCAUCGUGGUGUCACUGACCGUGUGCUUCCUGGCUUACUUUGGCGUAUCGGCUGCGCUCACCCUGAUGAUGCCCUAUUACCUGCUGGAUGAGAAGAGCCCUCUUCCCAUGGCCUUUGAGUAUGUGGGAUGGGGCCCGGCUAAAUAUGUGGUUGCUGUGGGCUCACUGUGCGCCCUUUCCACCAGCCUGAUGGGCUCCAUGUUCCCUCUGCCCCGCAUUCUCUUUGCCAUGGCACGAGAUGGUAUUCUGUUCAAAUUUAUGUCCAAAGUGAGUAAGCGCCAGUCACCUGUGGCUGCCACCAUGGCGGCAGGUACCGCUUCGGCCAUCAUGGCUUUCCUGUUUGACCUAAAAGCUCUGGUGGACAUGAUGUCCAUUGGGACUCUGCUGGCCUACUCCCUAGUUGCUGUCUGUGUGCUGAUUCUCAGGUACCAGCCAGAUGAAGUCCUGGAGCAGCGGGCUUGUAAUGGUGAGAGAGACUACCUGUCUUCAGAGGAGGGUGAAUCCGACCUGACGGAGUCCGAGUCCCACCUCAACAUGCUGAAGGGCAGAGGCUCUGCCCUGCAGUCCGUCCUGCACCCUCCGCUCACACCCUCACAGCACUCCUCCAGUGUGGUCAACAUGUCCAUGGGGGUGCUAGUGCUGCUGGUGUGUAUGAUCAGCUAUCUCACCACAUACUACGGUGCUUCCAUCAUCGGCAUGGAGACGUGGAUCCUGGCGGCGCUGUCCGUGUCCCUCGUCAUCUUCAGCGGCUGCAUCUUCAUGAUCUGCAGGCAACCUCAGACCAGCAAGAAAGUCUCCUUCAUGGUUCCUCUUCUGCCAUUUCUGCCCAUUCUGAGUGUAUUUGUCAACAUUUACCUGAUGGUCCAGCUGAGUGGAGAUACCUGGAUUCGUUUCUCUGUGUGGAUGGCUGUGGGCUUCCUGAUCUACUUUGGCUAUGGCAUGUGGCACAGCGUGGAGCGCCAGCGCCAACUCCAGGGUCCCCUCUCCGUCAGCAGCAGCGGCAGCACCCAGGAGAACAGCAAGACCCACAGGGAGAAGCAGAGCGGCACGGACGCUGCGGCGGGGGACCAGGAGCGAUUCAUCCACCCAGAGAAGACCAGCCGGUGUUAAAGUCCCAGCUCACCGGGUCAAUCAUAUAACGUACAAGGCCACCUGGACACUUAGCAGCCCAAGACAGAUGCAAAAAAAAAAAAAAAAAAACCCUAAAAAAUAAUUUAAAAAAAUAAGCGCAGAGCAGCUAUGCUUUCAUAUACCUGUAUAUACAGCUUACCAUCCGUGCCUCAGUUACAAGCACAUUCACUAGCCAAAGGGAGCGUCAGUAUUCUGUAUCUGUGGUUGUGUGAUGGGGAGCCGUCGUGUCCUGAUCUCUGUCACUGUGAUGAAACCACGCACUAUUGGCUGGUCACGUGGCCGUCCAUCGUGCUGCAUGGACGGUCCGGAGGCAGAGUAACUUACAUGAAUUGAGAGGACAGGUAACACACUGGAGAGUGAUGGUUAUUUCCUUUUUAACAUUGGAGCAGUUAUGGAAAGACUGCGGCAAAGCUUUUGUAUUUGAUUCUGGACUAAUGUUUUUAGCGGCAUGACAAGUGUAUCUUUUCUGUUCCAUUUUGCAUUUGAAGUCUGUCUGUACAGGUGGAUUUUUUAAGUAUAUAUUCUUUGAAAUCUGUUAUCAUUUUAGAGGUCCAGAUGAUUAAAUGGAGAGGUUUUGAUAAUGUGCUAGUGUUGAUAGUGUUAGUUUGUUAGAAAAGCACUCAAAUAAGCUUACAACACUGAAAAAAAGGUCCUGCUUCAGGUUUAUGUCAUGCCAACAUCCUUAUCCCUUUACCCUAUUUUGUACAUAAAUGUUACAUAUGCAUACAAAUGAAAUUGUUAACAAGAAAAAGGUUUAGAUGCACAGCCACAUUUAGACCCACCAGUGUAUAAUCACACGUAAAUAUAUAUAUAUAUAUAUAUUUUUUUUUUUUGCAUGCACUUACAUGUUACAAUAUUCAUAGACCUGAAAAUGGGCCUGUGCUGUGUGCCAUUGGAGGUGGAGUGAAGAUUAAUUUUUUCAGUCUUCUCUAGGCGAUAGUAUUAGUCACUGUGAUCUCUGCAGGCAUUAGCAGUGGUCUUAUUCAGCACAUUGUUUUCAGUUUUGCUUGGAUUUCUUGUAUCUAUGAACUGUUACAAUCAAUGAAUAUAAAGAUUAUUUGUGUAUUUGAUACCAUAUUCUGCUCAAAAAGGUUUUUUUGUCACGUUUGUCUGUUUUUUUUUUUUUUUGUUUGUUUGUUUUGUUUUGUUUUGCUACAGUUACAAAGAGGAUGUUUAUGUAACCAUCCUGAAAUGAUUUUGCCACCAAAUGUGUGUCUAAGACGGACAGCACACUUGAUUACAAAUGAAACUGAAGUGUUAUCAUGCCACAUUCAGAAGUGUUUAAAUUUUCCAACUCUUUCUCCUCUGGACUUCAGUGUCUUCGUUAUCAGGCCAAAGGAGUGAGCCUGUCUGCUUUGUAACUCGAGUGUUGUUUCAUAACCAGUUUUCAGAGACACUGUGGGACGAAUCGCCUCAAGAUUCAGUGCUUACAUUCUUUCCUCUGGGCUUGUCAGGGCCACCGGUGUGUGUCUCUCGUGGUAUGAAUGGUAUGGCUCAGUGAGCUCUAGUGUACAGUAUGUAGAAACUUGUUCGGAUCUUUCAGCCCAACCUCGGGGGCAGAGAAAUCCCAAAGUCAGUAUGGAUGAUGUGAUGGACAUUUUGCAUACUCCUGAGUUAAGAUGCUGAAGCUGUAUUUGUAAUUGAACGGUCACAUUGGCUGAUUGCCACACUAAGGUAGUUUAAGUAAAUGUGGAACAAAUUUAGAAGAUGGUCUCCAUGGGGACCAAGGCAGGUAUUUUAGACUUUUAGAUGAACCUCUACACUAUGUAGAGUCUUCCACUGAGUCUAUGGGAUGAUAGUUUUCCAGAACAUAGGAGACACCAUGAUGAAAAGAUGUGGAGUCAGUUGUUACUAACUACACUGAUAAUUUCAAUAAAUGUAUUUUCCAGUAA
Myripristis murdjan (pinecone soldierfish) is the source of this 4176-nucleotide messenger RNA. RefSeq names its product solute carrier family 7 member 2 (gene slc7a2). The record is from RefSeq and is a predicted model, not a curated record. The transcript has 12 exons. Gene Ontology annotation, molecular function: L-lysine transmembrane transporter activity; L-arginine transmembrane transporter activity; L-ornithine transmembrane transporter activity. Lineage: Eukaryota; Metazoa; Chordata; Actinopteri; Holocentriformes; Holocentridae. The coding region runs from base 149 to 2263 and encodes 704 amino acids. Gene Ontology annotation, biological process: L-ornithine transmembrane transport; L-arginine import across plasma membrane. Gene Ontology annotation, cellular component: plasma membrane.